CGCGUGUAUUUGCUAAAAAUCAAGCAAACAUUAGCGCGUGGGUGUAGUUGCCCUAAUUAUACGUGGCAUGAAUUGUAUCGUAUACUACGACGGCCAAAUUUUUGACUUAUUUAAAGACGGAAGCCGUAAGGUCCGAAACUACACUUCACUUCUUAUUGACUGAUUUUUUGACCUAAUUUUAUCCUCAAAAAUGACGAUCUCCGCUGUUUCAAAAAAGAAAAGGAGAACCUCCUCUACGUCGCAGAUGAAAGACGAAGAGGCAAGAAACUGGGCGGAUCUUCCGUCGGAGUUGACGUAUUUGAUCCUGAUCCGUCUUAGCGGAAUUGAUAUACUGGACAACGCUCAGAAGGUGUGCAGGCAGUGGCGAUGCGUAUGUAAAGACCCUUCGAUGUGGCAGAAAAUCGACAUGAGAAGCCGGAUCAGAAACGAGAGAAUGCUCGACCGCUUAGCUAGCAUGUGCCGUCACGCCGUUGAUCGCAGCCAGGGUGGUUUGGUCGAAAUCCACGUUGGGAGCUUCGCCAGUGAUGAUCUCCUCGACUACAUCGCAGAUAGAUCAAGGAAUCUGAGAAGUCUUGGACUUGGAAUGUGCUUUCCAAGGGCGACGAACCCAGGACUUGUGGACACAAUCACAAAACUUCCAUUGCUUGAAACCCUCGAGGUCUCACACUCAUGUUUAAUUCUGGAUUUCAAAGCUAUAGGUCAGGCUUGCCCACAGCUAAAGACAUUCAAGUUAAACUCCUCAGGGCGUUUCUGGAGCUCUCGCAACUUUCGCAACUCUCGCAAUGAUGAUUAUUAUGCCCUAGAAAUCGCUGAAAGCAUGCCAGAACUACGCCACCUCUACCUUUAUGGGAACAAACUAAGUGACAUAGGCUUGAACGCCAUUCUUAACGGUUGUCCUCACCUGGAACACCUCGAGUUACAUAAGUGUUUCAAGCUUAAACUUGUCGGAGAUCUGGAGAAGCGAUGUUAUGAGAGGAUCAAAUAUUUUAGACACACCAAUAAAUGAGUCAACCUUUGAUCACCCAUUUGCUAUCACUUUUUUCAAUGACUUGGACAACAUUGAGAUUUUACUAUGACCUUAAUUAGUGAAUCUCUCUAAACACAGGUUGCUUUUGAUUGUCAUUUCAAAUUAUGAAGUAUGAACUCUUUAGUUUUCUCUAUGUUAUAGUUUCAAAGUUUUUA
This is a messenger RNA of Arabidopsis lyrata subsp. lyrata, 1182 nucleotides long. Its product is annotated as putative F-box/LRR-repeat protein 21. Bases 191 to 1006 code for a protein of 271 amino acids. The record is from RefSeq and is a predicted model, not a curated record. Gene Ontology annotation, molecular function: protein binding. Lineage: Eukaryota; Viridiplantae; Streptophyta; Magnoliopsida; Brassicales; Brassicaceae. The transcript has 2 exons.